This is a messenger RNA of Magallana angulata, 969 nucleotides long. RefSeq lists its product as uncharacterized. Lineage: Eukaryota; Metazoa; Mollusca; Bivalvia; Ostreida; Ostreidae. The record is from RefSeq and is a predicted model, not a curated record. The transcript has a single exon. The coding region runs from base 1 to 969 and encodes 322 amino acids.
AUGGAUGUCACAUCCCUUUACACCAACAUUCCGCAUGACGAAGGUAUUGCAGCCUGUAAAGAGGUGUGGGACGCUAGAGAGGUUCAGAUCCCUUCAACUGAAUCUCUCACCAAGCUCCUAGAGCAUGUUCUAAAAUUCAAUAAUUUUAUGUUCAAUGGAGAACACUACCUUCAAGUCAGUGGCACUGCUAUGGGCACCAAAAUGGUACCAUCUUAUGCCAAUAUAUUCAUGGGUAAUCUAGAGCGCAACCUACUAACACAGUCACCCUUCAAACCUCUUAGUUGGUUGCGCUUUAUAGACGACAUGGAAAUGAAGUGGGUUGACAACAGAAACAACCUCGAUGAUUUUAUUACCUUUGUCAAUUCUUUCCAUCAUUCUAUCAAAUUUACGACUGAAAUUUCCUCAUUCAACAACACGUUUCUUGACACUACUUCAACUUUAGUCGAUGGUAAACUCGAUUUCAAUCUUCAUACUAAACCUACAGAUUCCCACCUCUAUUUAAUGACGUCUAGCUGCCACCCACCUCAUACGUUUAGAGGCAUACCAAAAGGCCUAGCCACCAGAGUCAGACGUAUUUGUUCAACUCAAGAACUAUACACUGAGCAAAGUCAACUCCUAAAAUCCCACUUAUGUGCCAGGGGCUACAGCUCGCACUCUGUACAAAAUGCAAUUGAUGAUUUAGCUAAAGAGGAUCGUUUAUCCCUUCUGAAAUAUAAACCCAAAAACGAAGACAACAAGGUCCCAUUUGUCACUACUUACCACCCUGUCCUUAGGGGCCUAAAUGCAGUCCUAAAGAAGAACCUGCCAAUCCUUUACAGCAAUGAUAAAAUGGUUGAGGUUUUCAAAAAGGACAUGGUGGUAAGAACCAAACUAAAUAACCCUCUGCCUAAUGGUGGCUUUAGAACUUGUUCUGACACCAGAUGUCUGUUGUGCAAACACAGCUCUGAUCGAUGCAGACGACUUCUCUAG